GUCUUGGCCGGACUGUUCAAAGAUGGAGAAGUGGCAAGUGCCAUUCUGGACGGAGUCUCAAGGAUUCCAGCCGGCCGGUCUGACCCAACUUGUUCGGUGCGGUAUGGUAAGGAACACAGAUUUGUCUGUCGGCGUGUGGUUGGAGGAGGAGCAAGCGGCGACGACCAGGCAAAAUAAAGAUGCCAGCUUUGCUCCCCACCUCACCUCAGCUUGAUCUCCUAGACACGACGGUGACCUGUGAGAUCCCGUGGAACGCGUGGAGGAGCAAGAAUUAAUGGCGGCCGCUUCACCGCGACCGAGGGUGGAUCUCAUCUCAUCUCACAUGUCACCGUUUUGAGUUGAGGAGAGCCAAUACGUCGUCAUACUCCUCCCUCCCUCCUAGUAGUGCCGGCAGCUGGAAUAGGUCCACUCCCACCACAUCCAUCGCGCCAGCCCGGCAAUGGAGCUGCUGUGCAAGGCGCCCGUGCUGAGCUGCGGCGCCAGGAGGGUCCGGGGGGGCGGAACGGGGUCGCCCAUGGGCCCGCUGGCGGGCGCGCUGGGGAGGUGGAUCUACGGGGCCGUCAAGCCGCCGCCGCCGCCGCCGCGGAUCUGCGGGACGCCCGGCGGGCCGCCCGUCACGGCGCCCAGGGUCCGGCUCAGCGACGGCCGCCACCUCGCCUACGCCGAGUCCGGGGCGCGCAAGGAGGACGCGCGCUACAUGGUCGUCUUCUCCCACGGCUUCACCGGCUCCCGCCACGACACCAUCCGCCCCUCGCCGGAAGUGGCCGAAGAGCUAGGCGUGUACAUGGUGGGUUUCGACCGUGCCGGAUAUGGCGAGAGCGACCCUAACCCUAACCGAUCUGUGAAAAGCGCUGCGCUCGAUGUCGAGGAGCUCGCUGACGCGCUUGGAUUGGGCCCUAAAUUCUACGUGAUCGGCAUAUCCCUUGGCUGCCAUGCUGUCUGGGGCGCCCUCAAGUACAUUCCUGAAAGGAUUGCUGGAGCUGCAAUGAUGGCUCCGGUGGUGAACUACUGGUGGCCGGGCUUCCCUGCGGAUCUCGCUGCGGAGGUGUACAACAAGCAGGAGGUGGGCGACCAGUGGGCGCUGCGCGUGUCACAUUACGCCCCUGGCAUCCUCCACUGGUGGAUGGACCAGAGCUGGCUGCCCACCUCCACCGUCGUGGCCGGCACCACGCCGCUCCCCAACAAGCGCGACGCCGAGAUCCGCGCCAAGCUCAAGGCCGACGGCACGUUCCAGCAGAAGAUGGAACUGGCGACACAGCAGGGCAUCCACGAGUCGUACUACCGCGACAUGAUGGUGAUGUUCGGCAAGUGGGAGUUCGACCCGAUGAGCCUGCCGAAGCCGCCUUGCCCCGUCCACAUCUGGCAGGGCGACGAGGACGGUCUGGUGCCCGUGGUGCUGCAGAGGCACAUCGCCAGCCGGCUCAGCUGGGUGAACUACCAUGAGCUCCCCGCGACCGGGCAUUUCCUGUCGCCGGUCCCUGGGCUAGGUGACACCGUUCUUCAGACCCUUUUCGGCAAUGCUAAGCAAUGAUCAGGAACAGCAAUAGUAGCUCUGAACAUACUACGUUGCUGAAGUAUAGGGUUCUUCCGAUGCAUUGUUUUAUUCUAAGGUGGUCAGGUAAUCGCUGCUGAUUAGCGACGAUGUUAUAGGUGAAAUGGUGGUGUAACAUCAAGUGUUUUUUGUGGUGGAAAUCGCGCGGCCAGGAUGUGCGCGCAAAAUAUGUAAUUGAACCUUGGGAACGAGAAAGUAGUGGAACUACUAUACCAUGAUGAUCUUACCUUUA
This is a messenger RNA of Aegilops tauschii subsp. strangulata, 1784 nucleotides long. RefSeq lists its product as uncharacterized. The record is from RefSeq and is a predicted model, not a curated record. NCBI's taxonomy places the organism in Eukaryota, Viridiplantae, Streptophyta, Magnoliopsida, Poales, Poaceae.